This is a messenger RNA of Aphis gossypii (cotton aphid), 8415 nucleotides long. RefSeq lists its product as uncharacterized. The transcript has 2 exons. The record is from RefSeq and is a predicted model, not a curated record. The coding region runs from base 567 to 3710 and encodes 1047 amino acids. NCBI's taxonomy places the organism in Eukaryota, Metazoa, Arthropoda, Insecta, Hemiptera, Aphididae.
AUGAUUCACCACCGACGCGCGCGACGACGAGUCGUCCGCGUCCAGUCGAUACGUGUGUGCCACCGUCGGCGGAACGUUGACGUGGUGGCGAGCGCGAUAAUAAUAAUAAUAUAUAAUCGUCUUCGUCGUCGUCGUCGUUACACUUGAUCGGACGCAACAAUAUAAUAGUAAUCACUACUCUGUUAAUUUUUUUUUUUCAACAUUAUACAGUAAAAUAUUUUCUAUUUAUUUAUUUUUAUAAAAAAAAAUAAAAUAAUUUAAAAAUACAAUUUUUUUUUUAUUUUUUUUUUUUUUAAAUACUCGAGCCACGUGCCGAAUAUUAAUCGUCUGCCACGGGCGAUGCGCGUCACUCACGUCGUGUGAUACCGGAAAAUUUCUCUUUCGAACGUUUUACGACAAACGACACGAAUCGCGAAGACAGCAUGCACCCUCACAAACGCGGUCGUCGUCAACAUCGCAGUCGUCUGUACCGCCGUCACAGCCACGCGUCUCGCAACUCUUUCGAUUGUCAUGUCACUGCUGUCGUCGUGUCCAUUUAUCUUCGAUAUUAACAAAGAAAUACUGAUAUGCAGACAAUCGGUAAAGCAAAUAAUAAAAUGGACUUUCCUUUAAAUUGGACUGAUAUAUUAUUAAAAUCAAUAUCAGGUAAGACGAACUAUACUAUUGAUGUAAAAAUAGGAACUAAACGUAUUGCUACCAACCAAGAUCUAAGAGACAUUACAAAAAAAAGACGUAAACAAUCAAAUCCUACAAGGAUAUCUUCUAAUGAAGAAAAUACGAAAAAUGAAAGCGACAAAAAAAUAUUAUUUUCUACCAAAAAUAAAAGCGAACUGAACAAUAGUAAAGAAGCAACCGAUUUAAAAUUAACUUGUCCCCAAUAUCCUUUGGCAUCUUUACCUCUAAAUCUGACGACAUCUGAAAACCAAAAACUUUUACCAAAUGAGGUACAAAAACUACAAUUUUCCAAUGAUAUACAACUGCAAAAUGACUCAUCAACGGAAAUUUCUAAUAACCCCAAUUCGUUGCAUCAAACAUUUUCGAAUGAAAUUUCACAUAACAAUAAUAAAGACAACUAUUUGACUGAAUCUUCAACCUGUAUGAUGCCGUUUUCUAAGAACCAACCAUGCACAUCAGGAACUAAUGUUGGGCCUACUUCUGUUCAAAUAUUUAAUCCAGAAGCAUUUUGUGAUCAAUGUAACAAAGAAUUUUGUAACAAAUAUUUUUUAAAAACGCACAAGGCUAAUAAACACGGUGUUUUCAGUGACGGCUAUUCAAAUAGUUCCAGUAUAGAUCAGUUGGAUAGAAUUAAAAUAACAGCAUUACCCACGACUUGCGAUUUCUCUUCAAACAUUAAUGAUAAUUAUAUUGGUGCUUCAACGUCAUCUUUGUUUAAAAGUCCUGUAUUGUUUUCUCCGUCAUCGGUAAAUCAAAGCACAUUUGUGUCCAAAAAUAUAUUUAACAAUCAAACACGAGCGUUUUGUAGUAUAUGCCAGAAAGAAUUCUGUAACAAAUAUUUUGUUAGGAAACAUAAAGCUAAAAUUCACGGUAUAAUAGACGAUGGAGACUUUAAGUUAACUGAUGAUCUCCCAUUGAACUUCAAAACAAAUUUACAGAUCAAAAAUGAAUUUUUAGAUUUUGGAGUGUCCGAUUCAUGUGAUAAAGAUGUUCAAACAGUAUCGCCAUCUUUUCAUGUUAACGAAUCCAUAUCUGAAAUUUCAAAAUCACAUGAAAAAUUAUUCUUAAAAGAUACUCAAUCAUCAGAAGAUAAUGAAACAGAACUUGUGAAGAAAUACACAACAUCUGAAACUCCACAUAAUAACUUUAAAGUUGAAAAUACAGAUGAUGAGCGAAAUGUGAACUACAUCAAUAAAUUAAAUAUUGAAUUAUGUAAUGUCAUCGAUCUUCAUAGUACUGAACUUACUAGUAAUUCAAGUCAUAUCACAAACACAAAUGCACAUUAUGAAAAAGAAGUAUUUAAAAAUGAUUGUUUAAAACCAAGCACUAAAGGUAUAAAUCAGCAACCUACUGAAUUUAAGACUAACACUAAUACCCCCAUUAACUUAAUUACAAAUAAUUGUGUCAACGAUAAUUUGACCAACAAAAUUAUUGGGAAUAAAAUUAACAUCAUAAAUAAUUACCUUCCAGAUACAAUAGCAACUGUUGAAAAUGAAAGUAAAAUAAAUAAAAAAAUUGAAACAGAUGAAUCUAAAAUUGACUUGAUGAGCAAAAGCAAGUUACUUACAUUACAGAAUCUAUUUUUUAAACGUAACGGUAAUACGUUGGAGAAUAUCUCAACAUGUAAUGUAUGUAACACCCAAGUUAAUGGAUCUUUAAAAGCUCAUAUUUUCAAUAAACAUGAAAACAUCGUUAAUGAACUAAUGAAUGAAACUUUAGAGUGUAAUGAAAAUUUACGUAACGAACAUUCAUGUCAUGAAUGCCAACAAAUGUUUAAUUCUGAUGCAUUGUUGAAAGAACAUAUUGAGCAAUGUGAAUGUAACAUUAAAGGCAUGGGUAGGGCUUCGGCUAGUAGUAAAAAUUCUGCAGAAAAUGAGGAAUAUAUUAAUCAUCAUACCAAAGACUUCGGUGAAAAAAAACAGACUACCAUGUUAAGUAGUUUUUGCAAAAUAUGUAAUAAAGAAUUGUGCAAUAAGUAUUUCAUGAAAACUCACAUGCAACGGAUGCACGGUAUAUCGAUUCAAAAUGGUAAUCAUAUUGGGGGAGUAGUGUGUGAUAUAUGUAACAAAGAACUUUGUAGUAAAUAUUUUCUACGAGUACACAAACAGAACUCACAUGGCAUAGUUGAACAUGGAUCUUGUCAAAAAUAUUGGGCCGAUUCGAUGACUGAGAAUGGACAACUGUCAGAUGAACCUGAAAAUGCUCAUAGAUAUUAUAAGCACUAUACUGAAGUGUGCAACAUAUGCCUUAGACGAUUCAGAAGUUCAAAAUGGUUAAGAGCUCAUUUAUUAAACGACCAUGGUUCUGAGGGGAAAAUUCAAUGGAAGCAUAUUCAAAAUCAUUUAGAAGAAGAAAAGCAAAACUUGCAAUCUAACUGCGAGUUGAACGCGAGCUUAAUAGCAAUUGAAAGUCCUAAACAAAAUCCAGUCGAGGAACAAACAAUAUGUGAUGAAAUGAAACAGUACCGUUGUUCAUAUUGUUCUUUUACCACAUCUAUUUUAUCGUUUCUUUUCGUGCAUGAAAAAUUUCAUCUAGCUGAAAAUAAAACCACAAAGGACAUGUCGUUAACAUGUCCUACUUGCAACGCUGUGUUUCAAAACAAGACACAGUUGGAAAAUCAUUUUACACAUUGCCAUUUCAACUCUGAUGCAAUGAAUUCACCCGUUCCAUAUACUACUUUACACUCACCAGACAACACACACGUUGCACUCAACGCUAGUGAAGAUUCGUCGGCAGAUAAGUCAUUGGAUAAUAACGGAAAUGACGUAUUCACCGACAAACUUGGAACAUCGAUCAAGUUGUGUCAAACCGAAAACGCAUCGGCAUCUACAGGAAAAAAUCACCAUAUUCCUCAGUCAAAUCAAGAACCGUUUAUAAUGCAGUCGUUUUUUCUUGAAAACUGUUCAGUAUCUCCGUCGGUCAAGAAGGAAAUGACUGGUCGUAGUGAUUCAUUUCAUUCGUCUCUAGUCUACUUACCAGUCAAAGAAAAGUUAACGUCAACUGUUAAUGUUUUCUUCAAACUAACCCCAACAUAAAUAUCUACAUUUUAAUAUCUAUAUGUAGGUAACUAUAGCAUUCUAUAGUUCUUGUUAAUUAUAGUUUGUAUGAAAUAACAAUAUAAUAUUAUGAUAUACAUCCACAGAAUUAAAAUAAGACUGAACUACAUAUUUUAUGGGUGCUGGAAUGAAAUUUGGUGAUAUCGAUAAUACUAAAGUUCCUAAUUUAGCCUUGAAUAAAAUAUUAUGUCAUAAUAUAACAUUGGUAGUUUUGUUUUAAUUCCAAUUCGUAAAUUCGAACUACUCCGGGAAUUCAUAUGCUCCAAAUUUAAAGUUUAAAGCAUAAUUAAAAUAUAUUAUAUAAUAAUAUGAUGAUUAAAGUUCUACCCAAAAAAAGUAAUUUCUACAUUUAGAUUUUGUAACUCUUUAACGAGUAAAAUAAUAUACACUAUUAUAUUAUAAUAUAGAGUGAUUCACCAUUAUUACAAAUAUUUAUAUUAAUUAAAACUAUAAUAUGAUAUUUUUUAAAUAUAUAAAAUUAAAUUUUUUUUUUUUUUUUGGAAACUUUAACAUACGCAAUACAAAAUUUCGUCUUAGAAUUAAAAUGAUAUAUCACUUGUGUUUAAUAUUUUUUGAACAGCCGUCAGUCACCAAUAGUUAACACAAUUUAUAAUAGAUGAUAUCACUUAAUUAAUUUUUAUUGUUUAAUCAUUAUAAACUAAUUAUUUUUCUAAUUGUGUAUUUAAUUUUAAUUGAUUUUGUUUUUAAAAUAUUAUCGGCCGAAAGUAAUUAUUUUCUAUAGAAAGUUAUAAACCAACUAGAUCUUGAAAAUUAAUAACUAAAAAUUAAAACUUCUUACUUCCUAAAAUAUUAAGCCUUUUUUAUUAAAACAAUGCAUAUUGUAACAUCUAAAAAAUAUAUUUAAAUUAUAAUCUCUUUAAAUUAUAAAUUUUUAAACUUUUUUUUGUUAUGUAGUGUUGUCAUUGUCUUAGAUACCAUACGAUAAUAAUAAUUGUUUUAGUUUUUGAGAAGUUAUAAAAUAUUGUGAUUUUUUACCAAAAAUAUUAUUGUUGUUAAAGUUUCCAUAAAAAAAAAAAAAAUUGUAAUACUUUCAGCUACAGAAAUAUCUCAUGUUACGUAUGAUAAAAAUCACUCUUUGGCUUAUAUAUUUAUAUUAUAUUAUAUUAUAUAGGUUUCAUAAACGCAGUUGUUUUAACUUAUUUAUUAUAGUUCAGUUUAGUUACCUAUAUUUUAAAAGCACCCAUUCAAAUGUAAUAAUGGUAAUGGGUUUUUAAAUCAGAUAAUCAAAAAUUGUUUUAAGCACUGCCUUGACAACUAGGUCAUUGGCUUGAUAAUCAAAAUUAUACAUUAAACUAGUUCAAUUUUAUAAUCAAAAAAAUAAUAAUUUCGUUAUUAUGUUUUACAGUUAAUAUUAAUUAAAGUUAUCGUUAUACAAGCACGAUUGUUUAUCUUUUUUUUUUAUAGAUAAGACUAUUAUUAUUGCUAAUAUAAUACAUAAAUAUAUUUUAUGUAGGUUUACUAAAAUGCAAAGAAAUUGAUAAAUCAUUAAUCAAAUAAUAGAUUCGUCAUGAUCUAUGAAAUUAAAUAAAAAGUAGGUAAUUAGUAAUUUGAAUUCCUUCAUCAUUUUAAUUACUUGGGCUCGGAUUUACAUGCUAUAAAUAUUUUUUAAAAAAUGAACUUUAAAAUAAAAAUGUUGAAUGUAUAUACAUAGUAUAUACAUAGUUUUAAAAACCAAAAAUAUUCACAAGAAAAAAAAUAAUAAUGAUGUACAAAUCAAAUCUUACUGUUAUUGAUAUUUAUUUUAUUUCUAUUUUAUUAAAAAUGGUUUACAUUAACUAUAAAAUGUUACCUAAAAAAUAAAACAUAUAGUAUCUUAAAUCGAAAGCAAGUAAACAUUAUUAGUAAAAUAAUUUUCGAUUGAACAUUUUUUUUAUUUGACCUUUAUAAAAAAUAAUAUAUAAUAUGUAACAAGGCAAUAUCAAUUUUAUUUAAUAUAAAUGAAAAAAAUACCUAACUAAAGCAUUCAAGUUGCAUUACAAUACAGUUUUUUUAAUUCUCAGUUUAUCAAUUUUUUACCUAGAAAAACCUCUUUUCAAAUCCAUUUUAUUUAUACAAUAAUAUGGUCAGUAUCAAUAUUAUAGAGAAUUCACCAAUAUCUAUCGUAUCCUUAUCGUAACGAUAGCUAUCGUAAAAAGUAGUGGGCCAUUCAAUAACAUUUGUUUACGUAUAGUGUAUGACUGUGUGUCUGUAUAUCCCUAUUAUUAUGUUGUUAGAGUAUUACAAUAAGAUUAAGACAAGAUUAUUAAAUUUGCGGAAUAUAAUAAAAAAUGAGGUUUCAAUAAUUUCCGUUAUUUUCUUUGAUAACUUCUGUUGUAACUUGUAAUAUACUUAAAAUAUUAAUAAUAUAUGUGUAUUUAAAAAUCCAUGUAUUAUAUAUAUAUAUAUUAUCAAUAUUAUGCUUUAUAAUACUAAAAAAUUAUGAAUAUGAAUAAAAUAAUAUAAAAAAUCGGUAAAAUAAACUUUGUAAUAUAAAAUUCUAUACUUUCUUUAGAUUAAAAUUAAAAUGUCUAUCGAAUCUAGUACUUAGCUACUUUUAUAACUAUUAGAAAAACAACAAACACUAUAAUAAAUAUAACGCUACUUUUAAAUCCGAGCCCUUAUUAUUAUUUACCUACCAAUUAUAGUUUAUUGUAUUUUUAUCGGUAUUUAGGUAUUAGGUACUGAUUGUUGCUUAUACGACAAUGUAUCAAAUUACUUAUAAACAUAAUAAACGGAUUUUGAUUAAAUAGGUAUUUAAUGAAUAAUAUAAUACAAUUUAUAAAUAGUUUACGUUAGUUUAUUUGUCAUGUACAUAUUUAUACGACUGUCUUUUUUUAUUUUAUAGUUUUGACCAUUAUUCCUAUAGGAACUGGUGUGAUUACAUUUACAUAUGAUUUAUAGUAAAAUCAACCGUAUUGGUUAUGUGUUUUAUUUUAUAGAAAUACCGUAAACCCAAUAAAAUGAUUUCCAAAUUAUAGCUACAGAAAACUAAAAUAAAAUGAAUUGUAAUAGUAAGAAAUAUCUUGAUUAUGUCUUAUAUUUAUUUUUGGAUGAUUACCUAAUAACUAUCAAAAUAAUACUUUUUUUUUAUUAUCUACCAACAAACACAUUCUGUUAAGGAAUAUGCUAUUAUAGUAUUAUUAUCAUAAUUAAAGCAAUUCAUACCAUAAGUUUGUUAAGCGAAAUUCUAUAGUAGACUUUCUUAUCAAAGAACAAUGUGAUUAAGCCUAAAAUUAAGUUUUAUGAAAAUGUUUCAAGUUGGUAAAUUAUCAUUCUUCUUGUGUUUAAAAAUUAUUCAAGAAACAAUUGUAUAUUUGUAUCGUUUAUUUUAAUAUCACAAUAAUAUUGUUAAGUAUUAACUAUGCCUAACCAUGUCUCAGAAACACACAUUUUAAUAUUGUUUUUUUAUACAAUUAAAAAUAUACUAUUGGCUUAAUUAUCUUGUUCUCAGAUUUAUACAACAGUGAAAAUAUCAUUAAAUUAAUUAAAUACCUAUUUGUUUAUAAAAUGUUUAAUUUAUUUAAAUGUUGAAAAGUAUUUAUUUAUUUUUAAAUUUUUACCUAAAAUCAGUUAUUACUACACCAUCCACAUAAAAUAAAACAAUUAAAAGCAUAGAUUCUACUUUCUUUUUUUUAAAAAAAAAUAAAAAAUUCUAAGUAUUCAUUAUAGGUUGUUUAAACACGUUUAUAUCUUAAAAAAAAAAGUGUAACCAUAUAAUGUGAACUUGAAACAUAAUUUCUGAAGCAUAACUUAACUAAUGAAUAAAAUUGUAUGCUUAAUAGUUUGAUUGAGUUCUUUUGAGAUUGAAUGCCUUAAUCGAAUAGAAAUCGAAUAAAAUCGGAUGUAGGCAUUAUAUGUAUUUUUGUUUUUAUUUAAAAUCAUUAUUUUAUCUUAAUACAUAUUGCAUAAUAUUAUGACACAUUUAUAACUAAAUAGAUUUACAUAUAUUAUUUCAAAAUAGUUUUGUACUAUUUACUUACUUACAAGUACGAACCUUAUACUGAACUUCAUAUUUGUGUAUGACUAUAACUACAGUUAUAACUACGCUGCGAGUACUUUAUACAUGAAUAUUGUCACACAAUUAAGGCUAAACAGUUCUAAACCAAAUGUAUUUAAUAUGUUUUCAAUCUCAUAUUCUCAUCAUCUCAUAAAUAUGUAUAUAUUAUCAAGUUCAAUUUCUUAAGAAUCAUCAACACAAAUAAUUUAAUCUUUAAUAAAUAAUUUAUGGGUAAAUCUCAAAUUGACAGAUGAUACUGGUUGUAGGUUACACCAUUCCUAUUUUGCAUACAUACUAAUAUACAACUAUAAAUUAUGAUACCUUAUUUUACUAGUUUUAUUUAUGAAUUUAAAAAUCAAUCUACUAAUUAAAGUUCAGGAUAUUUUAAAACAAAAAUUAUUGAACUUACACCCUAAAGUGUCAGAACAUUUUUAUUUAUAACAUUUGUAGAAUACUUUCACUAUCUGUUAAAAAAUUAAAAAAGCUUUUUAAUACUUGUUGGUUAAUCAUAUGAAAAAUGCACUCAAGUAUACCUAUAUAUUAUACUGUGUAAUAUUUUUAAUAAUUAUUAAUAUAACCUGAAUAAUAGUGGUUAAUGAUUAUAAUAUACUUUUUGGAUUUAUGUAUUGGUUUGUGUUUUAUGUUGUUUAAAUUAAACUAUUCAUACAAUGUGGAAAAAAAUUCUAA